Pieris brassicae (large cabbage white) is the source of this 621-nucleotide messenger RNA. RefSeq lists its product as uncharacterized. The record is from RefSeq and is a predicted model, not a curated record. NCBI's taxonomy places the organism in Eukaryota, Metazoa, Arthropoda, Insecta, Lepidoptera, Pieridae. Gene Ontology annotation, molecular function: protein-folding chaperone binding; protein kinase binding; heat shock protein binding. Gene Ontology annotation, biological process: protein folding; protein stabilization. Gene Ontology annotation, cellular component: cytoplasm. The transcript has a single exon. Bases 1 to 621 code for a protein of 206 amino acids.
AUGACCGAAGCAGAAAAGGUUGACGAAAUUGAACUAAGUGACGAUUCUUCUGAAAUACAUCCUAAUAUAGAUGAGAAGAGUUAUAAAAAAUGGAGAAGACAGAUAAGAGAGGAGGAGAAGUCAAGGAAUAGAGCUAGGUUAAAGGAGUUAAAAGAAAAGACGGAUAUUUCACAGGAAGAAUCUGACGAGAUACAGAAACUUGAGAAGGCGUUAAAACCUCACUUUAUUUCUAAAUCUGACGGUGGUUUUAGAAUUUCUAGUGGAUGUGAGAAUGAGAGUGAAGACAUCGAUUAUUCCGAAGAGCUGCUAAGCUUGGUUAAAGAUAGUUCUUUAACUAAUUUUAUCGAUAUAAUUUCAUAUUCUCGUUUGGAUUUGGAUAAGUUUGAAGAUUUUGUAUUGUUUAAUUUGAGCGAGAACAUUAAGGAAGGUAACGAUGAUGUAGGAUUGAUUUUAAGCAAAGUAUCUCUGUAUUUAGGAUAUGUCAAGAAUAGCGGCAGGUUAUUCGUAAAUAGACUGUGCGAUGAGUUACAGAUUCCUGAUAAGAAAGUUUUAUUUGAGGAGGAUGUAAAGAAGUACUACUGUGAAUCUAAGGAUGCUAUUUUGGCGUUACAGAAGAAUUAA